Messenger RNA from Naegleria gruberi, 876 nucleotides. RefSeq lists its product as uncharacterized. NCBI's taxonomy places the organism in Eukaryota, Heterolobosea, Eutetramitea, Acrasida, Naegleriidae. The coding region runs from base 1 to 876 and encodes 291 amino acids. The record is from RefSeq and is a predicted model, not a curated record. The transcript has a single exon.
AUGACAGUCACCCAACAACCAAUCCAACAAACCUAUUCGAAUCCAAACGAUUCAGUACCCACCACUGAAGUUUUCAAAAACUUGAUUCGUGAAAAAUCUCCAUCUCUCCACGAAUACACUCUCCAACAUUCAUUCAGCACUGCCAAAUAUCUAUGUGGUGCCAGUUGUGGAUGUUUCAGAAUUCCAUGUCUCAGAGAUGACAUUUCACACAUUACAAUUUUCCCACCUCCAAGUGAUUUCUCACCAAAUCAUGCAUGUUCAUCCUCAUGCAAUACCAAACUUGGUAAAGAUCGUGUCCAAAGAGGUAAUUCAUGCUGUGAUGCAGGUUGUUUUGAUUGUUUUUGUAGAACUUGUUUUUGCUGUUUGAAUUGUUGGACAAAUGCUGAAGGUUGUUUGAUUUUGUGUUGUUUACUUGUUUUGGUGUUGAGUAUAUUUUUGGGAGGGAUUUAUUUGUUGACUGCUCCUGUGGCUAUUUUUCUCUUUGUUUAUUAUGAGAAGGAGACAACAGUUGAAUUGGAUGAUGAGAAGAGACAAGUUAGAAUGACUAGUAGAGGAAAGUAUAUUAGAAAGGAAACUAUUCUUUCAUCCUAUGCCAUCUCUUAUGAUCAAAUUCAUGAUAUUUAUGCUCAAUUGGUUAGUGAAGGAAGCAAUGGUCCUAUUGAUUCAGAAUAUUGCCUCGUUCUUCAAACAAAAGAAGGUCAACUAGUCAACUUGUCCAAACCUUUGGAUUUGAAAUUUGCUGAUAUCAAUGGAGGUGUAAAAUAUUUGAGAGAUUUCUUGAGAAUGAGAGGAGUUAUAUUUGUGAGAGAUUCUCAAUAUGGUGGAAUGGCAACUAUGAAUAAUAACACAAUGCCAAUGAAUCAUCAAAUGGUUUAA